Fusarium tjaetaba is the source of this 1581-nucleotide messenger RNA. RefSeq lists its product as uncharacterized. The transcript is spliced from 4 exons. The coding region runs from base 1 to 1581 and encodes 526 amino acids. Lineage: Eukaryota; Fungi; Ascomycota; Sordariomycetes; Hypocreales; Nectriaceae. The record is from RefSeq and is a predicted model, not a curated record.
AUGCUAGAGCCCUUCUUACAGCCAGUCUCCGUCCCAGAACCACUCCCAGUGCGGGCCAAGCCACGAGCUCGAAAGCCUCGUCAACAGGGUCCUAAAACUUUCGAGUUUGUUUCCUCAGGCCCAGUUGGCAAACCAGCACCUGAAUCUCGCAAGUUCAUCCGCAGCCAUGUAAUGCGCGGCAAGAAUACGAAAAAGUCACCUCCAAGACAUCCCAUAUUGGACGUUGAAGUCGAUGCUACUAGUGACGAUGUGGAGGAGCUAGAUCGCCCUGCACCCCUGGCGAUCACUCGCUGUACAGAUGCCAUGUGGACUGUUGGCCAUACACAUGCUCGCCAAGACAGAGCUUGGGUUGAGUCGCCUUCUCUUAUGGCGCAACUAGUCAAGCCCCCGCCUGAUCUCGAUCUGUUCACUUUUGCUACACCUCUUGAUAAAAAUUCAAGGUAUUAUAUUUAUAGAUUUCUUACUACCAUCAAGGAGACUAUGUACCCUGCAGAAUGGUGUUUCGACCCCGACGGUGAGAAGGCAUGCUGGUUCCGCUGGCUACUCGAAGAUCCGGCUUACCUUCACUGCAUCUGUUUUAUGGUCAGCGCGUUUCAAGACCUUAUUAACAUGAAGUCAUUACUGGGACGUGGGAAAUACGAGACUGGAUGGGGCGGAGAGUUCUCAGCAUCAACACGAAAUCGGCUUCGGCAUACCAUCAAACUUUUACAAGAAAGGCUGAAAGACCCUGCCAAACAAGUCGAGGAUGCAACUACAGCGACCAUCAUAUCGCUGGCCAUGAUGGCUGAUGCUAUGGAGGACGCCCAGGCUUUUGAGGCUCACUCAAAUGGCCUUCGGCGGAUUGUCAAGAUGAGAGGUGGUUUACAAGGGUACACACAUAACCGACAACUACAGAUCAAACUCUGUCGUGUCGACCUCGGAUGGUCCAUCAGAAACGGCUGCAAACCCGAGAUCUAUGACGGCAAGCCAGCAUGGGAACCUCUCCUCGAAGCCUUUGGAACCGUAGCCUGCUCCUUCAAGAUUCAAGAACCAUCCAUAGACUUCAUGAACGUCUACUACACCUGGGACUGGAGAUUACAAAACACCUUCAAAGAUCUUCGAGACUUUUCCGUACUAGCGAACAGACACUCCCCGAGUGCCAAGAAGCUCAAACCUGAAGCGUUCCAGGAGAUCAUGCUGUCAAUACAGUAUCGACUUUUACAGCUUGACUUUUCGCAAGAUCCAGCGCCGAUACAAGAAGCGCUGCGUAUUGGACUGCUUGCUUACGAGUCGACUAUCUUCUUGCAAAUACAGGGCACGAAGCUAAAGUCUGAUUCGUUUAGUCGACAGUUGCGCGAUGCCAUUCAGGCUACGCCUGUGCAAGGAGAGGCGACGGCCAAUAUCAAGCUUUGGCUUCUUGUGGUAGGGUCUAUCAUUGUCUUUGACAGCAGUGAAGAUUGGCUUGUGCAGUCGAUAAAUAGUUUGGUUGGACGGCAGAGAUGGGAGGAGGUGCGGGAGCGUGUGAAGGAGGUUAUGUGGAUUGAUGUCAUCCAUGAUGGCCCUGGUCGGAAGGCCUUUGAAGAGGCGCAAUCAUAUAUAUGA